UUAUUAAAAUGAAGUAGCGUGAAUUGGUGAAAGGGUGUGGAAAGCCUUUGUUUUCAGAUAAACCCUUCAAUCAAUAUAAACACACAUAUAAAACCCGUACGUACCCUCUCUUCUCCUCCCAGUCCCAACAAUCAGUUGCAUAUAAUUCUCCUGAAAAGUUAUUCUCUCUUUUUUCUUUAUUCCUUUUCAUUUUCUAGAGAGCUUCUUCUCCGAUGGCGAACUGGUUCUGCCUCUCGGCGGUCUAUGAUUGGUACCUCCGGUGUCGCUUCUCCAUGGCGGGCCUAAAGCCGACGACGACGGACCUCGGCGACGGGACCAUCAUGCACUGCUGGGUCCCACGGAAACGGGCCGAUUCGAAGCCGAAUCUCCUCCUCAUCCACGGCAUCGGAGCGAACGCAAUGUGGCAGUUCAGCGACUUCGUGUCCCCACUUGUCGGCCACUUCAACCUCUACAUCCCCGACCUCGUAUUCUACGGCGCGUCGUGGACGACCCGACCCGAGAGGUCCGAGUCGUUCCACGCCCGAUGCGUCGCCGUUUUGAUGGAGGCGCAGGGGGUGAGGAGGAUGCACGUGGUGGGGCUCAGCUACGGCGGCUUUGUCGGGUACUGGUUGGCGGCGCAGUUUAAGGAGAGGGUGGAGAGGGUGGUGCUAUGUUGCGCCGGGGUGUGCAUGGAGGAUAAGGACAUGGAGGAGGGGAUGUUUCAGGUGCGGAAUGUCGACGAGGCCGUUUCGGUGUUGCAACCGCAGACGGUGAGUAAGGCAAGGGACUUGCUGAGGAUGACGUUUUACGAGCCUCUCAAGUUCGUUCCGGGGUUUUUCCUCAAUGAUUUCAUUAAGUUCAUGUGCACGGAACACGUUCAAGAGAGGGCGGAUAUGAUCCGUGUAUUACACAAGGACAGAAAAUUAUCUAAUCUUCCCAAGAUAACCCAGCCUACUUUAAUUCUCUGGGGAGAACAUGACCUCAUAUUCCCAAUCGAGUUGGCACACCGAUUAAAGAGGCACGUGGGUGAGAAUGCACAAUUAGUAAUCAUAAAAAAUGCAGGGCAUGCCAUAAACGCAGAGAAGCCAAAAGAGAUGUGCAAUCACUACAAGUCCUUCCUCCUUAGUCAACUCCCUCCCAAGGCAGAAAAUGGUAACAACAACAUCAUCAACGGCCACAAGGUCUAUUGAGAAGGAAAAUCGAGUUUCACUCAUUUACUGAACUGAAAUUUACCACAAAACCAAGUAAUUUCAGUUGUGUGUGUGUGUGUCUACGUUUUUGUUUUAAAUUUUAGUUUUAUAUAUACAUUUUCUUUUUUGAAUGCCACUUUUCUAUAUCCACAUUUUUGAUAAAGGAAUGUGAAAUGUGUAGUUAUGGAAAAACUUAAAGAAAUCCGACUCAUCUCUGCUGAAAACUGUUGUUGGAU
Morus notabilis is the source of this 1405-nucleotide messenger RNA. RefSeq lists its product as uncharacterized. The transcript is spliced from 4 exons. The record is from RefSeq and is a predicted model, not a curated record. Bases 213 to 1169 code for a protein of 318 amino acids. NCBI's taxonomy places the organism in Eukaryota, Viridiplantae, Streptophyta, Magnoliopsida, Rosales, Moraceae. Gene Ontology annotation, molecular function: catalytic activity.